AUGACGCUGUGGAUUGAAACAUCAACCAAUAUUAGACAUUAUUAUAAUUCUCAGGGACCAGAGCAAGAACCGAUUGUUGAGGACUUGGAUACAAAAAUGCAAGAGGUUAUUGUUCUUGCAGAAAAAUCAAAAAAAUCAAAAAAAAAAAAAUCAAAAGGGCACUAUCAUGACAAUAUAGACAAAGCCCCUAGUAAUAAAACUUACAAUAAAAAGAAAAAAAAAACUGAUUCAGGGACAGACUUCAGCUUUGAAGACAAUUCCAGAUUUGCCAUUAUUGACCCUGAAAGCACCAUAAAACAAGAAAAACAAGAGCCUCGUGCAACACAAAUGUCAGGAUGCCAACCACUUGAGCUUCCUAUAUCUAAAGAAGACAAUAACAAUUCUAUAUCUAUGACAGCGUAUACAUUAUUAAAAGACAGUGAAUUUACAAGACUAGCAAAGUUUUUGGACUUUGAAAGUUCAACAUCAUCAAAAAAAUAUGUCUGUUCAUUCUGA
Messenger RNA from Cokeromyces recurvatus, 495 nucleotides. RefSeq lists its product as uncharacterized. The record is from RefSeq and is a predicted model, not a curated record. The transcript is spliced from 4 exons. Lineage: Eukaryota; Fungi; Mucoromycota; Mucoromycetes; Mucorales; Mucoraceae. The coding region runs from base 1 to 495 and encodes 164 amino acids.